Astyanax mexicanus (Mexican tetra) is the source of this 2193-nucleotide messenger RNA. It is a transcript of the gene hsd3b1, whose product is annotated as hydroxy-delta-5-steroid dehydrogenase, 3 beta- and steroid delta-isomerase 1. NCBI's taxonomy places the organism in Eukaryota, Metazoa, Chordata, Actinopteri, Characiformes, Acestrorhamphidae. Gene Ontology annotation, molecular function: 3-beta-hydroxy-Delta5-steroid dehydrogenase (NAD+) activity. The coding region runs from base 325 to 1449 and encodes 374 amino acids. The record is from RefSeq and is a predicted model, not a curated record. The transcript has 3 exons. Gene Ontology annotation, biological process: steroid biosynthetic process.
UAUUAUUAUUAUUAUUGUUUACUAUCAAUUUGAUCAACACGAAGAGAUAAAAAAGCCUGAAGGUGAGACCAUGACGGCUGUCUCGCAAACAAAGAAAACAAGAGGAAACAAAUGUAGUGCUCAGACAUCAUUAACCUUGAGGUUUUAGCCCUGACUGAUUGUGAUUUGUAAUCCCAAGGCGGCACCGGCUUUGUCCUUGACAGCAAGCUUUAAAACAUGCCUCCCUUCUGAUGUCCCUGCCAGCCUUAACAUCACAUCCUUUCCCCUCACAUCUGAGUGUCUGUGGAAUAUUCUGGCAGGUGCAGAGCGGCAGAAGUUGUGGAGAUGUCUCUCGCCGGAGAUGUGUGUGUGUUAUCGGGAGCUUGUGGUUUUCUUGGGGAGAAGCUGGUCAGGCUGCUGCUGGAGGAGGAGAAGCUUGCAGAAAUUCGACUGCUGGACAAAAAUAUCCGACCGGAAUUAGUACAGUCUCUGGAAGAUCGCUGCGGUGACACAAAACUUAGUGUGUUUGAGGGAGACAUCAGAGACAAUGAGCUGCUGAGGCGAGCCUGUAGAGGAGCAACACUCGUAUUUCACACUGCCUCUCUUAUAGACGUCAUUGGAGCCAUCGACUACAGAGAACUGUACGAGGUCAAUGUCAAAGGUACCCAGCUACUUCUUGAGACAUGCAUCCAGGAGAGCGUGGCUUCAUUCAUAUAUACAAGCAGCAUUGAGGUUGCUGGUCCCAAUCCUCGUGGUGAACCUAUAAUCAACGGCAAUGAGGACACUGUGUACACCUCGUCCUUAAAGUUUCCCUACAGUCAAACUAAAAAGGAAGCUGAGCAGCUUUGCCUGAAUGCCCAGGGAGAGCUGCUUUCCAACGGGGGUCGACUUGCUACCUGUGUUCUGAGGCCAAUGUACAUCUACGGAGAAGGCUGCCGCUUCACUUUAGGCCACAUGCGAGACGGUAUCCGAAACGGCGACGUGUUACUGCGGACUUCAAGUCGCGAGGCUAAAGUGAACCCUGUGUAUGUGGGAAAUGUUGCUCUAGCACAUCUGCAGGCUGCUCGAGCCCUGAAAGAGCCACAGAAGAGAGCUGUGGUCGGAGGAAACUUCUACUACAUCUCAGACAACACGCCCCCCAUCAGCUAUUCUGACUUCAAUCACGCCGUUUUGUCUCCGUUAGGCUUUGGCAUACAGGAGAGGCCUGUCCUACCUUUCACCGUUCUCUACCUCAUAGCCUUCCUCGUUGAAAUGCUCCAAGCUGUGCUCCGCCCCUUCCUGCGCUUCACUCUGCCCCUCAACAGGCAGCUUCUGGUUAUGUUGAACACGCCCUUCAGCUUCUCCUAUCAAAAAGCACACAGAGAUUUGGGAUACACUCCUCGUUAUGAGUGGGCAGAAGCACGCAAGCGAACUACUGAUUGGCUGGCAUCUGUGUUAGCCAGAGAAAGAGAACAAAUUAGCCUGAAGUGAAAGCCCACAAUGUCGUGCUUUAUGUUCUACAAACAAACUAAAACUAAAGUUUUUAAGAAGCUUUGAAAUGAUCCUUGCCUGUCAAUUUAAGGACAUUCCUUAGUGACACAAUAAGGCAUGGGGGACCAUCUACAUUUACAAAAGAAAAGUGUUCUUUAUUUUAUGGCCUUACUUAUUUAUAACUGGUCCAAUUUUAUACUAAACCAUUAAAAUGUAUAUAUGAAAUAAAAAAAUAUAUUUGUAUUUGCCGUUUACAUGCAAAUGCAGAUGCUGUUGCAAAGUAGUUUUACUUAAAGUAGAAAUAGCAGUAGUCUAUAAAAAAUAUAUAGUGUGAAAAUAUAGUGUGAACAUUAUCAGUUUGUGGCUAACAACUCCAGCAGAUCUGACUAUAACAGUCUUAUUAAAAGGAGAAAAAAAUAUUUAACAAGUAUAUCUUACGACUAGAUUGGUCCACCUUGAGCUGCAUAAACUUCACAAAUGUGUGCAAAAGUCUCUAAUAAGUAGAUCAUAUCUUUCUGAUAGUCAGCUGAUCAUGAGCUUCAGUAGAACAAAAGGACUUUAUCAACCUGACCUUAUUUGUGUAGACACAAAGACUGUAACUUAAUCUUUUUUUAACAUUUACCCAUAAAUCAUAUUUUACUUCAUAAAAAAUAACAUUUCAUAACAUUUCUUUGUUUUUCCAUUUUUUUUAUUUGUUUAAAAUGUUCUGUUAUUUAUAAGUUUGAAUAAAGAAUUCAAAAGGCA